UAGCGCCGCUCUCCGCCUCGGCAGUGCCAGCCGCCAGUGGUCGCACUUGGAGGGUCUCGCCGCCAGUGGAAGGAGCCAUCGCCCCCGCCCGACCAUGGCCGAGGAUCUGGUCUUAGAGAGGUGUGAUCUGGAGCUGGAGACCAAUGGCCGAGACCACCACACGGCCGACCUGUGCCGGGAGAAGCUGGUGGUGCGACGGGGCCAGCCCUUCUGGCUGACCCUGCACUUUGAGGGCCGCAACUACGAGGCCAGUGUAGACAGUCUCACCUUCAGUGUCGUGACCGGCCCAGCCCCUAGCGAGGAGGCAGGGACCAAGGCCCGUUUUCCACUGCGAGAUGCUGUGGAGGAGGGUGACUGGACAGCCACUGUGGUGGACCAGCAAGACUGCACCCUCUCGCUGCAGCUCACCACUCCGGCCAACGCCCCCAUCGGCCUGUAUCGCCUCAGCCUGGAGGCCACCACUGGCUACCAGGGAUCCAGCUUUGUGCUGGGCCACUUCAUCUUGCUCUUCAAUGCCUGGUGCCCAGCGGAUGCUGUGUACCUGGACUCGGAAGAGGAGCGGCAGGAGUACAUCCUCACCCAGCAGGGCUUUAUCUACCAGGGCUCGGCCAAGUUCAUCAAGAACAUACCUUGGAAUUUUGGGCAGUUUGAAGAUGGGAUCCUAGACAUCUGCCUGACCCUUCUCGACGUCAACCCCAAGUUCCUGAAGAACGCCGGCCGUGACUGCUCCCGCCGCAGCAGCCCCGUCUACGUGGGCCGGGUGGUGAGCGGCAUGGUCAACUGCAACGAUGACCAGGGUGUGCUGCUGGGACGCUGGGACAACAACUACGGGGACGGCAUCAGCCCCAUGUCCUGGAUCGGCAGCGUGGACAUCCUGCGGCGCUGGAAGAACCACGGCUGCCAGCGCGUCAAGUACGGCCAGUGCUGGGUCUUCGCCGCCGUGGCCUGCACAGUGCUGAGGUGCCUGGGCAUCCCCACCCGCGUCGUGACCAACUACAACUCGGCCCAUGACCAGAACAGCAAUCUUCUCAUCGAGUACUUCCGCAAUGAGUUUGGGGAGAUCCAGGGUGACAAGAGCGAGAUGAUCUGGAACUUCCACUGCUGGGUGGAGUCAUGGAUGACCAGGCCAGACCUGCAGCCGGGGUACGAGGGCUGGCAGGCCCUGGACCCAACGCCCCAGGAGAAGAGCGAAGGGACGUACUGCUGUGGCCCAGUUCCAGUUCGUGCCAUCAAGGAGGGCGACCUGAGCACCAAGUACGAUGCGCCCUUUGUCUUUGCGGAGGUCAAUGCCGACGUGGUAGACUGGAUCCAGCAGGACGAUGGGUCUGUGCACAAAUCCAUCAACCAUUCCCUGAUUGUUGGGCUGAAGAUCAGCACUAAGAGCGUGGGCCGAGAUGAGCGGGAGGAUAUCACCCACACCUACAAAUACCCAGAGGGGUCCUCAGAGGAGAGGGAGGCCUUCACGAGGGCCAACCACCUGAACAAACUGGCCGAGAAGGAGGAGACGGGGAUGGCCAUGCGGAUCCGGGUGGGCCAGAGCAUGAACAUGGGCAGUGACUUUGAUGUCUUUGCCCACAUCACCAACAACACCGCUGAGGAGUACGUCUGCCGCCUCUUGCUCUGUGCCCGCACCGUCAGCUACAACGGGAUCUUGGGGCCCGAGUGUGGCACCAAGUACCUGCUCAACCUCAACCUGGAGCCUUUCUCUGAGAAGAGCAUUCCUCUUUGCAUCCUCUAUGAGAAAUACCGUGACUGCCUCACGGAGUCCAACCUCAUCAAGGUGCGGGCCCUCCUCGUGGAGCCAGUUAUCAACAGCUACCUGCUGGCUGAGAGGGACCUCUACUUGGAGAACCCAGAAAUCAAGAUCCGGAUCCUUGGGGAGCCCAAGCAGAAACGCAAGCUGGUGGCCGAGGUGUCCCUGCGGAACCCGCUCCCUGUGGCCCUGGCAGGCUGCACCUUCACUGUAGAGGGGGCUGGCCUGACUGAGGAGCAGAAGACGGUGGAGAUCCCAGACCCCGUGGAGUCAGGGGAGGAAGUUAAGGUGAGAAUGGACCUGUUGCCGCUCCACAUGGGCCUCCACAAGCUGGUGGUGAACUUCGAGAGCGACAAGCUGAAGGCUGUGAAGGGUUUCCGGAAUAUCAUCAUUGGCCCCGCCUAAGGGACCCCUGCUCCCAGCCUGCUGAGUGCCCCCACCUUGAUCCCAAUCCUUAUCCCAAGCUAGUGAGCAAAAUAUGCCCCUUCUUGGGCCCCAGAUCCCAGGGCAGGGUGGGAAGCCUAUGGGGGCUCUCGGAAAUGGAAUGUGUCCCUGGCCCAUCUCAGCCUCCUGAGCCUGUGGGUCCCCAGUCACCCCCUUUGCUGUAAGGAAUGCUCUGUGCCAGAAACAGUGGGAGCCCUGACCUUGGCUGACUGGGCCUGGGGUGAGAGAGGAAAGACCUACAUUCCCUCUCCUGCCCAGAUGCCCUUUGGAAAGCCAUUGACCACCCGCCAUAUUGUUUGAUCUACUUCAUAGCCCCCUGGAGCAGGCAAACAAGGGACAGCAUGCCCCUUGGCUGGAUCAGGGAAUCCAGCUCCCUAGACCGCAUCCUGUACCUCUUCCCAUGACUGCACCCAGCUCCAGGGGCCCUUGGGACAGCCAGAGCUGGGUGGGGACAGUGAUAGGCCCAAGGUCCCCUCCACAUCCCAGCAGCCCAAGCUUAAUGGCCCUUCCCCUCAACCUCACCAUUGUGAAGCACCUACUAUGUGCUGGGUGCCUCCCACACUUGCUGGGGCUCACGGGGCCACCAACCCACUUAAUCACCAUGGGAAUCUGUUGUGGGCGCUGCUUCCAGGAUGAGACUGAGGCUUAGAGAGAGGAGGCAGCCCCCUCCGCAGCAGUGGCCUCGUGAUUAUUAGCAAGGCUGGGUAAUGUGAAGGCCCAAGAACAGAGUGUGGGCCUCUGACUCUGAGUCCACUUCUCCAUUUCUAACCCCAGCCUGACCUGAGACUGUCGGAGAGGCUGUCUGGGACCUGAUCAAAAAAAGACUCAGCUGAGACAAGGAAGUAAAGAGGGGACUGGGGGACUGGGAGUCAGAGCCCUGGCUGGGUUCAGGCCCCACGUCUGGCCAGGCACUGCCUUCCCUUCUCUGGGCCUUUGUUUCCUUAUUGGUCAGAGGAGUGAUUGAACCAGCUCAUCUCAAGGAUCCUCUCCGCUCCAUGUUUGCAAUGCUUUUACAUGGCCCAGCCUUGUAAAUAACCACAAGGUCCACUCCCUGCUCCAUAAAGCCUUAAGCCAUAGGCCCAGGAUAUUUCUGAGAGUGAAACCAUGACUGUGACCACCUUCUGUCCCCAGCCCUGUCCUGGUCCCCUCCUGUGCCCAGGUACCACCCUUCAGACCCCAGUUCUAGGCGAGAAGAGUCCUGGACACCCCUGCCCUACCCAUGAGCCUGCCCGCUGCAAUGCCUAGACUUCCCAACAGCCUUAGCUACCAGUGCUGGUCACUAACCAACAAGGUUGGCACCCCAGCUACCCCUUCUUUGCAGGGCUAAGGCCCCCAAACAAAGCCCCUGCCCCGGAGGAAGCUUGGGGAGCCCAUGAGUUGUCAGCUCUGAUUUUAUCUCCUGCUCUUUCUACAUGACUGGGCCUCCUUCGGGAUGGAAAAAGGGGGGAUUCGCUAUUGGAGGUGAGAUCACAGCCUCCAGGGCCCCCCAAAUCCCAGAGAAGGACUUGGAGAGAAUCAUGCUGUUGCAUGUAGAACUUUCUGCUUUGCACAGGAAAGAGUCACACAAUUAAUCAACAUGUAUAUUUUCUCUAUACAUAGAGCUCUAUUUCUCUACGGUUUUAUAAAAGCCUUGGGUUCCAGGCAGGCAGUAGAUGUGCUUCUGAACCGCAAGGAGCAAACACUGAAAUAAAAUAGUUUAUUUUUCACACUCCAA
This is a messenger RNA of Symphalangus syndactylus (siamang), 3911 nucleotides long. RefSeq names its product transglutaminase 2 (gene TGM2). Gene Ontology annotation, molecular function: protein-glutamine gamma-glutamyltransferase activity. Gene Ontology annotation, biological process: peptide cross-linking. The record is from RefSeq and is a predicted model, not a curated record. NCBI's taxonomy places the organism in Eukaryota, Metazoa, Chordata, Mammalia, Primates, Hylobatidae. Gene Ontology annotation, cellular component: mitochondrion.